AUGUCAUUCUUAUCAACCACCACUCGUGCUUUACGUACCCAAGCUUCAAGAGCUCCAUUAUUAUACAGAACCAAAGUCACUUUACCAGACUUGGAUUACGAUUAUGGUGCUUUAGAACCAUACAUCUCUGGUCAAAUUAAUGAAUUACAUCACAAAAAACAUCAUCAAACAUAUGUCAAUGGUUACAAUGCUGCAAUUGAACAACAUGCCGAAGCUACUGAAAAAGGUGACGUCUUGAAAACAAUUGAAUUGACUCAACAUAUCAAAUUCCAUGGUGGUGGUUUCAGAAACCAUUCUUUAUUCUGGAAAAACUUGGCUCCAACCUCUCAAGGUGGUGGUGAAUUACCAAGCGGUGAAUUAGCUUCCAAGAUUGAAGAACAAUAUGGCUCAAUUGAUAAGUUAAUUGGUUUAACCAAUUCUAAAUUAGCCGGUGUUCAAGGUUCAGGUUGGGCAUUCAUUGCUAAAAACAAUGAAAAUGGUGCUAUUGAAGUUGUUCAAACUUAUAACCAAGAUACUUUAGGUUCCAAAUACACUCCAUUAAUUGCCAUUGAUGCUUGGGAACAUGCCUACUACUUGGAAUACCAAAACGUUAAAGCUGAUUACUUCAAAGCUAUCUGGAACGUUAUCAACUGGAAAGAAGCUGAAAGAAGAUUUGCUAGUGCUUAA
Hansenula anomala is the source of this 666-nucleotide messenger RNA. RefSeq names its product superoxide dismutase SOD2 (gene SOD2). Gene Ontology annotation, cellular component: mitochondrion. NCBI's taxonomy places the organism in Eukaryota, Fungi, Ascomycota, Saccharomycetes, Phaffomycetales, Wickerhamomycetaceae. The record is from RefSeq and is a predicted model, not a curated record. The transcript has a single exon. Gene Ontology annotation, biological process: superoxide metabolic process. Gene Ontology annotation, molecular function: metal ion binding; superoxide dismutase activity. The coding region runs from base 1 to 666 and encodes 221 amino acids.